Cynara cardunculus var. scolymus (artichoke) is the source of this 3998-nucleotide messenger RNA. RefSeq lists its product as uncharacterized. The coding region runs from base 703 to 3630 and encodes 975 amino acids. NCBI's taxonomy places the organism in Eukaryota, Viridiplantae, Streptophyta, Magnoliopsida, Asterales, Asteraceae. The record is from RefSeq and is a predicted model, not a curated record. The transcript is spliced from 3 exons.
GUGUUCUACUCUAUAUGAAACCACCUUUUUUUUUAAUGGAUUUGUUUGAAGGUUACUUUUACGUACAUGUUUAUCACAUAAAUCUGAUUUCAGCCUUUUUCCCUCCCUCUUUUGGUAAUAUUUGCGCAAUUUCCUUUUUAAAAUGUGGGGGUUUUCAUUUACAUUCAUAUACGUUUUUGAUUUUGAUACUUUUUUUGGUUGGUGCUUAAAAUUGGGGUUAUGUAUCUGACUUAGUAUUACUUCUAAGCUUUGGAUUAUGCUGGAGGAUAUUAUUUUUAUUCGUUUGUAUUUAUUUUUGCUAAGAUUACAGGGAUGAUCAUUCAAACUGGGUUUAGAUGUUCAUGUUUUCGAUAGGGUUGACUUAAUAACUUAUGUUUGAUGGCUGAGUCGUUAUGUUGUUUUAACUAAUGAGAUUAUUGCGUCUUAAUGGAUUUAUGUUCUGCAACUUGCAACAUGUGAUGUGGAAAUUUGUUUUUGUGAGCACGAUAUUACUGUGACUAUAUUCAUUUAUUGUCCGUGUUGGCUUCAGAUAUUUGAUUGAAAGUUAAAGUGAAUUGUCUUGGAGGAGGGAAAGCAGAAGAUUUUAUUUUCUUUGUUAAACUUGUAAUGAGCAGUUGCAGAUGAAAACCAUAGGGUUUUCCCUUUCAGACAUUCUUAUAAAUGGAGGUUUCUGAGUAGUUUAUAUUUUGAAUCAUUGUGGUAAUGGAGUGUAACAAAGAUGAAGCCAUCAGGGCCAAGGAAAUUGCAGAGAGUAAGAUGAUGAACAAUGAUUUUGAAGGGGCUCGGAAAAUUGCUCUCAAGGCCAGAAGGCUCUUUCCAGAACUAGAAAACAUUUCCCAGCUGCUAACAGUUUGUGAUGUUCAUUGUUCAGCUCAAAAAAAGAUGUAUGAUGCUGAAAUGGACCUUUAUGGAAUUCUUCAAGUCGAAAGCUUAGCUGAUGAGGUUACCAUCAGGAAGCAAUACCGAAAACUUGCGCUUGUACUUCAUCCUGACAAGAACAAAUUUCCUGGUGCUGAAGCUGCUUUUAAACUCGUUGGUCAAGCAAAUAUGGUACUCUCUGAUAAAGGGAAAAGGUAUUUACAUGACGUUAAAUGUAGACAGCCUGCAAUACCUUCUAUAUCCAAGCAACAAACUUAUCAAAAUUCUCAUAUUGGGGCUCAGAGGAAGUACCAUAAUGUUUCUAGUUCUCAGUUCGCUGGUGUAAACCAUCACCAACAGUCACACUCGGAUUCAAAUGGCCGACCAUCAUUCUGCACGUAUUGUUCUUCGUGUAAGAAUAAGUAUGAGUAUUAUAGAGAUAUGGUAAACAAACGUCUGCGGUGUCCACAAUGCUCAAAGUUAUUUACUGCUUAUGAUAUGAGUGCCCAUUGGUCAGCCACAAAGCCCGGCUCUGGUAACGCUGGUACGCAAAAUGUGAACCCAGAUGGUCGACCUGCCUCUUUUCAACAGGAAAAUCCCAAGUUUGAUGCACAAAAGCCUGGACAGACCUUUUCUAAUUUUGCAUAUCAACCUUGCUCAAGUACAGGAGUCCAGUUCACUCGAUCUACAACUACCAAAGAUGCCAAAAAUGACAGUGGUUUGAGGACUAAAAUGGAAGGAAAUGAUAAUAUAAACACAGAAUCGGUUGCAAAUGCUAAAAAGAAGCCGAGGGAAGCAAGAAUCUCUAAAGACACAAACAGGAACAAAAAUGGUUCUGAUGUAGAAAAUGCAUCUAAAGGAACUGGUGGCAAUCCUAGUGCUGUACCUGAUUCAAAUGGCAGAAGAUCUCGCAAAAGGGUGCAGGUUUCUGAUAGUGAAAAGGCAGGUGAUGAUUUCAGUCCCCGAAAAAGAUCUAGGCUGAGGAAGUUAUCUAGUGAUGUUGAAGAUAAACAAAAGGAACAAGUCCCGAAGGAUAUAAAUGUACCAAAACCAAGUGCUGAUGCUGAAGGAAGCAUGCCAAAAGAUAAGACGGAAGAUGUUAUGCCGAAUGGUGAUUCUAAAUCUAAUUUGGACUCCGAAGGAAUCUCGGAACCAAUUGUCAUUCACUGUCGGGAUCUAGAGUUUGGCAAUUUUGACAAGGAUAAAGAGAGCUUUGCAGUUGAUCAAAUCUGGGCUUGUUAUGAUUCAGUUGAUGGCAUGCCAAGAUUCUAUGCCCAGAUCAGGAAAGUUUAUUCAGCUGGGGGGUUCAGGCUACGGAUUACUUGGUUGGAAGCUGAUCCUGAGAACCAUCUAGAAGUGAUUUGGGCAAAUGAAGGCUUACCUGUUGCUUGCGGUAAAUUUGUGCGUGGGGAUACGGAGGAAACACGAGACCAUCUCAUGUUUUCUCAUCAGAUAGCAUAUGAGAAAGGCGAUGGAAGGUAUACUUAUGUCAUUUAUCCUAAAAAGGGUGAAGUUUGGGCUCUUUUCAGGGACUGGGAUAUUAACUGGAGCUCUGACCCCAAAAAGCAUAUGAAAUAUCAAUUCGAGAUUGUUGAGGUUCUUUCUGAGUUCGACAACGAUAAUGGUGUUCUCGUUGCUUACAUGGUAAAAGUGGAAGGUUUUGUGAGUUUGUUUCAGAAAACAAGCCGGGCACGGCUUGCUGAACAUCGGAUUCCUUCCAGUGAACUCUUUAGAUUUUCUCACUGUAUACCGUCAGUAAAAUUGACUGGCACAGAAAGAGAAGAUGUCCCCGUUGGAUCUUGUGAGCUUGAUACUGCUUCUCUACCAGAUGAUCUUGACAACUAUUAUAUUUCUAACAAGACCAAGGUGAAUUCUGAAACUAAAGCUUCUUGCCCUCAAUCACCUGAAGCAAAAGUGAAACCUACAUCUGCUGGCACUCCAAAGAAGUCUGUAAAUCCUCGAGAAUGUAGUGAGUUGGAUAGAGAGAUGCUUAAUCCUCGUAGAUCGCCUAGAGGGGUAAAGGGAGGAGAUAAGAACCAUGAUCAAGUGAUCAUUCACGAACGUAAUGUGGAUCAGUCGAAUAAAAUCCCAAUCCCUCAACUUUCUUCAGAUUCACUUGGAAAAGAACCAAAGUUAGUUAUUCAUGAUUUCAAUGUGGAAAAGCAGGAUUGGAAGUUUCAGGAGGGUCAGAUAUGGGCUCUUUGCAGAAGCAACGAUAGACAUCCUGGACGCUAUGCACAAAUUAAAAAGAUCGAGUCCUCCCCCCUUAGGUUGCAUGUUGACCUACUUGAAUCAUGCACCCAAUUUAACGCCAAUGGGCCAGAUGCCUGUGGCUUAUUUAAAGCUUCUAUUGGUAGAAGAGAAGUAUUUUCGCAGGAUGCGUUUUUGUAUCUUGUUAAAGCCGAAUUAAAUGGUAAGAACAGAUUUAACAUAUAUCCGAAGGAAAAAGAGAUCUGGGUUUUAUACGAUAAGCCGGAUUUCAAGUGCACCUCUGAUUUUGAUGCUGGUGAAUGCAACAUUGUGGAAGUUGUUGAGAAUAAUGGACAUAUCAUAAAAGUUUUGCCUCUCUCACGUGUGCCUGGUUACAAGUCGGUUUUUAGGGGUCUUGAGAUGCAAAACUCCAAGGCCACGGUUCUGGAGAUACAACAAGACGAGUUUAGCAGAUUCUCUUCUCGGGUUCCAGCUUUUCUUUUAACGGAGGAGCAAGAUGGUCGCUUGAAAGGCUCUUGGGAGCUUGAUCUUGCACAAGUUCCAGGUCUGUUCCCAAGCUAAGCAAAACAUGUUGCUUUUGAAGAGAUGAAAAAAGAAGUGAAGAUGUGCAAAAGUUUUGGUUCUAGAUAUAAAUUUCUGUCUUGUAUCUUUAAAUGCUCAUUGGCAGAUAAUGUGAAUGUGAGUAUGUACUUGCAACCUUGGUAAAUUGGAACAUCUCUUGGAUCAAACUUAAUACUUGGCUUUGCUGAUUAGAAAGGGAUGAAACGAGAGGUCGAUAAGCUUACGAGUAAUGUGAACUCGGCCAAUGUGGUUUACAACACGUCCUAGGUCGUGGGACAAAAAGUUGUCUUGUUCUGUACUGAUUGAUGCUACAAAAUGCUGCUUUACCUUAAAUGGGUUUUUAAUUAAAUUCAUGACUUUCUGUUCUA